AUGAUUGAAAUUCAGGACGAGCGCAAGGUCCGUCACUUUUAUGACAAGCGCAUCUCACAAGAGGUCGAGGGUGACGCACUCGGUGACGAGUUCAAGGGAUACAUCUUCAAAAUCACAGGAGGAAACGACCGCGAUGGCUUCCCCAUGAAACAAGGAGUGCUUGUAAACCACCGUGUCCGUCUACUCCUCUCUGCAGGCCAUUCAUGCUACCGUGCUCGCCGCGCCGGUGAGCGUAAGCGAAAAUCUGUUCGCGGAUGCAUCGUUGGAUCCGACCUUUCCGUCAUCUCUGUUGUUGUCGUAAAGAAAGGUGAGGGUGAAAUUCCCGGCCUGACCGACUCCACAGUGCCUCGUCGCCUUGGUCCAAAGCGUGCCUCCAAAAUCAGGAAGCUCUUCAACCUCUCAAAGGAAGAUGAUGUGCGCAAGUAUGUCAUUCGCCGCGAGAUCGCGCCAAAGAAAGAGGGCCAAAAGGUGCGUUCCAAGGCACCAAAAAUCCAGCGCCUCGUUACGCCAGUGACACUGCAACGCAAGCGCUCUCGUCUUGCACAGAAGCAACGAAAGCUUGUGGCCUCCAGAGAAGCUGCUCAAGAAUACUCUCAACUCUUAGCUCAGCGUCAAAAGACUGCCCCCAAGCGCCAGCACUAA
Mitosporidium daphniae is the source of this 642-nucleotide messenger RNA. Its product is annotated as 40S ribosomal protein S6. The coding region runs from base 1 to 642 and encodes 213 amino acids. The transcript has a single exon. Gene Ontology annotation, biological process: translation. Lineage: Eukaryota; Fungi; Microsporidia. Gene Ontology annotation, molecular function: structural constituent of ribosome. Gene Ontology annotation, cellular component: ribosome. The record is from RefSeq and is a predicted model, not a curated record.